Molecule: messenger RNA, 1670 nt
Organism: Mustela erminea (ermine)
Lineage: Eukaryota; Metazoa; Chordata; Mammalia; Carnivora; Mustelidae
Exons: 6
Coding region: 1015-1653 (212 amino acids)
Source: RefSeq, a predicted model, not a curated record
GGGAGGAGGCCCACAGGGGAACACACGGCCUGAGGGAGCGGAUACCGUCUCUUUGGCUCCACAUGAAAGCUAGCUGGUAAAGGCCUCCGAUCCCGGUGGAAUGGCCUGUGCCCAGGGCAGUGGGAAGGUGUGGGAGCAGCCGGAGCAGCCGGAGCAGCCGGGUGGUGCCGGACAGGAUGGGAGGCUGAGCAGGCAGGAGAGACCAGCGGGCGACAUCGGCCUGGCAGGGGACGGCGGCGGGGCGGGGGACGAAACUUACUAAGCAGAUUGCCCAUGUAGCGCUUGCAGUGUGCCAAACGAUCGCGAGACAAGAGUAUGAAACUCGGAGAGCGCCUCCGGAGGUCCUAACUCUUCUCGAGGUCUAGCAGGCACUGAGCAACCCAGCCCGGUGCUUGUGAUAUAUGCCUGGAGCACGUCACAGAGAAGGGAGGAGCAGGCCCAGUGUUGGGAAGUGAGUAUGCCAGUGGGCAAAGGACGAGGCCUCAGAGCCCCGCCCACCAGCCUCCAGGGCCUGGAAGGCCCCGCCCACCAACCUCCAGGGCCUGGGACUUCCUUCUGACGUGCCUGAGUUGAUUAGACCCAAUAUGGCCGCCUGCGGGCAGCCAUAUUGUGGGGAGCUCUGUGGGACUGCUGUGGUCCCCACGCCCCCGCCGUGAGUUGCCAGCCCUCCCCUGAGCCCGCCAAACAAGCGAGCACGGGAGCCCCCUAGCGCUGCGAGGGGUGGCCUGCUGCUCGAGGCAACUUCCCUGCUUCCCUGUGAGGCCUGGAGCCAGGCCACCAGAGUCACCUGGCAAGCGGCAGAGGUUGUUUCUGAUCCGACUCCUAACCCUGACCUGAGUAGAUGCUGUGUGUAUUCCUUGGCCUCCCUUUCCGGCAGGACCACACUGGAUUCUGAUCUCAGAAGACGGGGGUCAGGGACCAUCAGUUGCGAGCCUUGUACCAUCCCACAAUCGUAAUUCAGCCUUGCAGACCCGGUUUGCUCUUUGGUCUACUUGGAAGGAUCCAGAUAGUUGGAUGAGCUUCUUCCCAAAGAAUGCAAGCUCCACAAUGGCUGAAAUUGUGUUACCUUUCUUCUUCCUGUUCUACACCAGCCUUGGAACAGUGUCUGAUGUAGUCAGACAUCAAGGAAACAGACAGGACAAUGCUUCCCCUGAAUUACAGCUUUUCGAGGAUUUUAUGAAUGCACAAAGGAGCGAGGACCAGGGUUAUCCUAUUCCCACUGGUCCAUGCUCUCAAUUCAGAGUGAAGAACAAUCUCAGAAAAAGAAACCUGUUGGCUGGAAGACCACACUUUCCAAUUGCUCACCAAGCCACCCAAGAAUACCGGAGAUCGGGAGUACUCAAGACUUCCUUGCAGGCAGAUCCCAGGCAUACAAAAGGGGAAAAGAAAGCCACAGUGCUAAUGGUUAGCAUGAUGCCUCCUGGGACAGGAGGAAGGAGGAGUUUGUUGGUCAGUGGGAUUCCAGUCUGUGCAUUUGGCCUCUGGGCUCUCUCGGGCAUUCCUUUGGUCUCAAACAGGGAAUGCAUUACUUGUUCUCUGAGAAAAGCAACUCCAAAAGGAGAAGCUGAACAAACUCCACAAAAAAAGCAAUAUGCAGUCAUUCAAUAUUAUUGGAACAUCUCAUUUGUCUGUCUUUCUUUUGAAAGCAAUUAACCCAAUAGACAUUCAGA